Molecule: messenger RNA, 1437 nt
Organism: Pyrenophora tritici-repentis Pt-1C-BFP
Lineage: Eukaryota; Fungi; Ascomycota; Dothideomycetes; Pleosporales; Pleosporaceae
Source: RefSeq, a predicted model, not a curated record
AUGUCUGAUAACUUCCUAAUGCCGCCAAAUGGCGACAACUCAGUACCAGCCUCGCCCACAACCAACACCAUCUUCAAGGCCAAAGGGAUUGUCGUAUUCUCCGGCGGCAGUGCAGCCAACAGCCUGGUCGAUGUAUUCAAGACUGUGCGGGAGGGCAAGAAGUGUCCGCUGAGCUACGUCAUCCCUAUCAGUGACAAUGGCGGGAGCUCGUCUGAGCUCAUCCGUGUCUUUGGCGGACCAGGUCGACUCGUUCGCCUCAUUCCAGAUGACCCAGAUCACGACGACAGCGAAAAAGCGGCCAUCAAAACUUUCUUUAACCACAGGCUACCCAAAGAGCGCGCUUCUGCUCGCGAAGAAUGGCAGCAAAUUAUAGAAGCUGAACAUGCGCUCUGGAGUAACAUUUCUACAGCGAAGAAAGAGCUGGUGCGAUCGAUACUCAACGUCGUCGCAUACGAGAUAGUCAAGCGUCGCCGGCCCUCCUCCAGCUUUGACUUUUCGGGUGCUAGCAUUGGCAACCUUUUUCUCACUGGCGCUCGACUCUUUACCGGCUCAUUCGAAUCGGCCAUCUACCUUCUCUCCAGUGUUUGUUCAGUUCCCAGUCAUACUUCAGUUCUCCCUGCAAUCAAUACCAAUUUCACCCAUCACAUCUCUGUUGGUCUUGCCAAUGGCGACGUCAUCACCGGUCAAAACUCCAUAUCGCAUCCAUCCGUAUCAACGGCUUUGGUAUUCGCCGGUGCACCGACCGAGAUUGAUGAGACCGAACAGCACGAUCGCAUUGAAGAUGCCAAUCUACCAGGUUCUUUGCCUACACUUCGCAAGCAGUACAUCACCUUCUCAAAGGCCGACGAGGAAGAGUUGCCUGCAAGGAUCGAGAGGCUGUGGUACAUCAAUCCCUACGGCCAAGAGAUUCGUCUAUCCGCAAAUCCAAUGGUGUUAAAUGCUCUCAAGGAUGCACAGGCAGUGGUGUAUAGCAUCGGUUCAUUAUACACGUCGAUAAUCCCUUCGCUGGUACUAAAAGGCAUUGGACAAGCCAUCAGCAACCCCUUGAUCCGCUAUAAGAUUCUCAUUCUCAAUUCCACAAUCGACCGCGAAACAGGGCCGUCCUCCAAUCCGUACUCCGCGCUAGACUUUGUCGCAUCCAUUGCGAAGGCGGGUGAGGACUCGAAGGGUAUCUUUGGGCCUGUUGACAUGAGCAAAUACAAAGAAUACGUGACACAUGUCAUUCAUCUGCAGGGACCAGGCACGCCAGCCGUGAACCGUGAAGAGCUGAAGACUAUUGGCAUUGAGGCGAUUAGAUUGUAUGGAAGGACAAACAAGGGAGAAAACUUUGUUCGGUACGACAAGCGGGGGUUGAUUCAGGCGCUGGAGGUUACCAUGGGUAAGAGAGACCCACGGGUACCCAGCCGACGUAACACUUUAGAGGGGCCGACGAGGUAG